UCGUUCUCCGGUUUUCCGCUGGAAUCGUUUUGUGCCAAUCAAGGAUAAUCAGGCCAGCGUGAGCGUGGGUGGUCUAAAAAGCAAGUAAAGGCCGGCCUUGCUCGAGAAGAAAUUAUUCCAAGUGAAUCGCUAGUGUGUCCUAGAGUCCAAGACAUCCUGCCGAAAUUCGUGCGUGCUCUUUGUGGUUGUGUGCGUGUGCCUGGAAUGGUGCUGUGUGUAUGCAAAAGUGUGUCCUGUCCGCCCGUCGUGCGCACGAGCGCCACACCGCCGCGGCACAACGUGAUUGAAUCGAACCAACGAGAGAGCAACCCACCUUCGGUUUUCGGUCGGUUCGUGGUUUGCUGUACGGUGCUGUGCGGUGCUGUGCUGUGCCUGUGCCUGUGGACAAGUGGGUUAGGAGCUGCUAAACGCGUGGCCACUCUCGGUUCAGGCUAAUCAGGACAGUGGCCAGCCCCGCGUCGUGAGCCCACAAGUGACCAUCGCGACCUCAUCGCUCAUUAAUCUAAUUUAAAACCGCGCACAACAACCUGCCCAUCAAAGCAAGCGUUGACCAGGGCGCACGGUGCGACGGAAACAGUGCAAAGCAGGCAGGCAGUGAUCAGGCAGCAUGAGUAGUGCUUCUUCUUCGACCGCUGCCGCCACCACCGCCGCCGGAAGUAGUGCGGCUAACGGUGCCACCGAACGAUCUGGACCACAAGUCGCGAACGGUGGCCAGCCAGCGGUAGAAGAUGGUAGUGGUCGCGGUAGCGGAAGUGACACUGCUGGCAGUAAUGGCGGUGGCAGUAGUAACCUGGACCAACCCGGAGGUUCGACCUCAGCGAACGCUACGACAACAACGGGGCCAGCGGCAGCAUCGGGUACCACAGCGGCCGUGGUACGCCGGAAAACGAACGUCUGCCUCAUCUGUGGCAUCUAUACCAAUCUGUCUUUUAACAUAUUUGAGCCGCGCAACGGGCCCAACAUCAUCGAUGUCAUCUACGAGAAGUACAAGUUUCGGGCGGAACGGGGCGAUAAUGCCGACAAGCACAUCUGCUUUAGCUGCAACAACUGGCUGAUUAACUGGUACUCGCUUCAGAACACUUCCGGAUCGCGAACCUAUGAGCCCACCCCGUCGACCAGCCGCUCAUCGGACAGCAGCAACAACCGUCACAGCCACAAACGAACCAAACACUCCCGUGGCGGCGGGGGUGCUGGAGAAAACGACAAAGAGAACGCCCGAGGCACUGGAUCACUGCUGCGAUCGAUGCUCGAGCAGCACGAUCAAGUAUCUUCGACAACAGCACCACUCGACGAUUGUGGUGCGAAGCAUUUAAAGGAUGAGUGUACGACCGCGACCUAUGCGUUGCCCUAUGCCAAGCGUAUGUGCCGAGCGAUGGCACCCUCUGCUAGUAGAUACAAUCGAAGGGUAGCGCUGAAGGAAAACCAUUGCCAACCAGCAUCAGCCAACGUCGGUACAUCUCAGGUGUUGCAUCGGAACGCACGAAUGCGGUUCACCAAUCGGGAAGUGGAUGUGGAAUCCGUAGCGGAGGUGACGAGUACCACGUGCGAGGUGGAUCCCUGCACGAUGAUACGGAAGAUGUUCGAAGGUCAGCUGAUCCGUAUGCUCGAGGGUCAAGGUACGAGCGUAACACGCGAGACUAUACCAUUAAACGACGAGGUAACAACCGCUAGAACAAACCAAACGAAUCCACAGCCAGCCCGAUCGCGAGCGCCACGUGCGGCGAUCAUUUCGAACGGAUCCAGUGGAGUGGACGCUAACGGGAAUAUGGACACUCCCGAGAACAUCGAUGUAGUGCUAAGCUUCGAUUCUGCCAUUUCGGAGGUGAUUGGUGCGGUGCCAUCGUUAAAAGAGCCGCAAACGGCGGCUAACAGUGGCUCCUCUUCGGCCUCGUGUGACCACGAGACUUUCCUGCGAACGCUACUCGAUAAUCAUCGGCAGCUGUACGAAGGGCUGACCGUGUCGGUCAUCGGUGGUGAUCGCUUGCAGUAGUUCCAGUCCAAAACCUUCCAAUCACCCCCUAGGCUGUACGCCGUAUUAGUAAAUGUCUGUCGAAAGGAGCACCGCGAUUCAGCCGGUGUUGGACGAUACCAAUCGUGGCGCCGAGGAAACACACUUUAUCAACCUAGCAUGUGUACCAAAUGGGUCCUGAAACCACUUGUUAGAGAGAAGAACGUUGAGUCGAGUUUAGGUUACUGAAGCGAUAUUGUUACGAGUUAGAGAGGCUAGAGGGCAUCCGCAGACGGUUUAUGUGACAUGCGAAACAAAGGGGACAGUAAAACAACUUUACUCUUAACAUUUUAACAGAACAAAGUUAAGUCUGUCCGGUUUAGUUCGAUUAUGCUUCUGCCGGAGGAGUCAUCAGAUAUUUAAUUUUACAUUCCGUUACACUCUUUGACGAUGAAACCGCUUCCAAAUAUUCGUGCGAGUGUGUUUCUGUGAUUUCGCGUUGUUUUAAUUUUUUCGCUUCAGCGCUAGAGAGGACAUUUCGAUCUCAAUUUCCGUGUACCAACUAUCGAACGAAGCUAUUAAACAACGCGUAGACCUGCUUAUAAUGAACAUUAACUUACCGUAUACAGCAUACCCGAAAUUAAGAAAAGACCGAAAGGCGUAGAAAGCAAGUGGGAACAAGUUUUGAGUUUUGAGUACUUUAUUCAUUCCAAACGGCAAUCGUCCUCGUGCAAGUGCUUAUGCCACAACAAGAAGUGUAAAGCAAAAUAGUUAAUAAAUUAUCCAAAUGCAAA
Molecule: messenger RNA, 2742 nt
Organism: Anopheles aquasalis
Lineage: Eukaryota; Metazoa; Arthropoda; Insecta; Diptera; Culicidae
Gene: phyl
Product: phyllopod
Cellular component (GO): nucleus
Molecular function (GO): zinc ion binding
Source: RefSeq, a predicted model, not a curated record